AUGUCGGUGCUGCUGCAGACGAGUGUGGGGGAGUUAGUGAUUGAUCUGUUCACCGAGGAUGCACCAUAUUCUUCGUUCAACUUUCUUAAGCUCGCCAAGGCGAAGUUCUACAACAAUGUCGCCUUCCAUCGCGUGGAGAAAAACUUCCUCGCACACGCCGGCGCGCCCGUCACCGCCGACCCUCGCUGGAACGUCGCGGGCCUGAAGCGCCUCGAGGGGAAAACCGGCGAAGAAGAAGAUCGCCACGGCUGCAGCAUCUGGGGCGUACAGACACUCGUCGAGAGUGGAGCUGUGCGCCUUGCGCUGCCGCCGCGUGCGCAGGCGCCGCCCGCGCCUCCUGUGAAACUCGAGGGCGGAGGCCAGCCCGACGGCGCAGCUACCGGCGGCGCGCCGGUGAAGUCAGAACCCGGCGUCGAGCGAGAGGUAUCCUCUGCGACUGCGGCCUCGCCUGGCGAUGCCGCGGCGCCGGGGGCGUCGAGCUCGUCGGAGGGGACGAAGGCGAAGCCUGGCGCUGUGAAGCUCGAGGCUCAGCACACUGCCGCAUCGUCGCUUGUUGGGCAGACGUCUUUCUUCAGCUCUCUGGACUUCCCGAGCCUCGCGUUUCCCCCGUUUCACUCCUGGCACGUCCUCGCCUCGGCAGCUCCCGGACCCGCGUUCAGGCCUCCGCGGAGUGCGCGCUUCUGCCCCGAUGAAGGCGAGGGCGAUCGGAAGAUCAAGUCGCGGCGGCACGACGCGCUUGGAAUCGUCGGCUGGGUGCCUGCCGAGGCCGCCGGCAGCCUGGACGGCGGCGCGAGACGGGACGCGGAAGCCGCCGGCAACACCAGCGUCUUCUACGUCACGCUCCGGGAGAAAAUCGACUUUCUAGACGACCGCAACCUCACAGUCUUUGGCAAAGUCGCCGAAGGGCUCGACAUCCUCGAGAAAAUCAACCUCACCUUUGUGGACGAGGCCUGCGUCCCCCUAAGUCCGAUCCGCAUUCUGCACGCCUACGUGCUGGACGACCCCUUCGCAGAUCCUCCUUUUCUGGUGGAGGCAAGUGCCACGCUCGCGUCGCCGCUGCCGCUUCUCGAGGAAGUCGCCAGCGACGAUGAAGACCUCGACGAAGUCCUCGUGCUGGAGAAAAUCGAAAAAAAGGAAGCAGACGCGCGGAAGGUGACCCUCGAGAUCCUGGGCGAUCUUCCAGACGCGGACGCAAAACCUCCUGAGAACGUCCUGUUCGUUGCGAAGCUGAACCCGGUGACGCAGGACGAGGACUUGCGGACGGUCUUCUCCAGGUUCGGAGAGAUCCUCGCGUGCGACAUCAUUCGCGACUGGAAGACCGGCCGAAGUCUUCAGUACGCGUUCAUCACCUUCCAGGAGAGCAGCGCCUGCGAACUCGCCUACUUUAAGAUGCAGAACGUCCUCAUCGACGAUCGCAGAAUUCACGUCGACUUCAGUCAGUCGGUUGCGAAGGAGUGGCGCAAGUAUAAGCAGUUCGGCGCGCGCCAGUCAACUGAGGAAGGCCAGACGCGCGUCCCCGGGCAAGCCCUACCUUCCAAAACGGUGCCACCGUCGGGAUUCGCCCCGCCGAUGUCGGGCUUUUCCCCGCCAGCCGCCUCAUCAGGCUUCUCUCGCGCGCCAGAAGAGCGCGGAGGGCGGCGGGCAGGCUGGGCGGAUGAUGAGGCCGCGCGCGAGCGCCAGGGCGAUAAGCAGCGGGAGAGAGACCGCAGCUCACGCUACGAGGACCUGCGCCGCCGAGAGCGAGAAGACGAGCGAGAAAGAAAGUGGAGACGAAUGCGCGACUACCACGAACGAGACAGACGAAGCCGCGAGAGAGACAGACGAGACCGCGAGCGGUUCGACUGGGACUGGCACGACCGCGGGCGCCGAGGGGGCUGCCGCACCCGGAGCCCGUACACCAGCGACAGCUCGGCCGGCGAGAAGAAAAAGAAGAAAUCCGAAAAAAAGAAAAAGACAGCGAGGUACUGA
Messenger RNA from Besnoitia besnoiti, 1968 nucleotides. Its product is annotated as peptidyl-prolyl cis-trans isomerase, cyclophilin-type domain-containing protein. The record is from RefSeq and is a predicted model, not a curated record. Gene Ontology annotation, biological process: protein peptidyl-prolyl isomerization. Gene Ontology annotation, molecular function: RNA binding; peptidyl-prolyl cis-trans isomerase activity. The coding region runs from base 1 to 1968 and encodes 655 amino acids. The transcript has 5 exons. NCBI's taxonomy places the organism in Eukaryota, Apicomplexa, Conoidasida, Eucoccidiorida, Sarcocystidae. Gene Ontology annotation, cellular component: nucleus.